AUGAGAUUUGAAAACAAAAAAAGAAACGACUCCCCUUCCAUAUCGGUUUUCAGAUGUUUUCUAGUGAAAAAACGCCCCUUCUUUUUUUUCUUCAUAUUUUAUUCCUCUAAGAAACGACAACUGAUUUGGGAUAGUUUGGAGGGUCGAGGGCUACCUGGGAAGUAUAUUGACAUAAUUAAGGAUACAUACGAUAGAACGGAAACAAGUGUCCGCGCGCCUGUAGGGGAUACAAACUUCUUUCCUGUGGAGGUAGGACUCCACCAAGGGUCUGCGUUGAGCCCUUUUCUCUUUGCGGUGGUCUUAGAUGAGUUGUCCAAGUUGAUCCAGGAGCCAGUCCCGUGGUGCAUGCUUUUUGUAGACGAUAUUGUGUUGAUUGCAGAAACUAAACAGUGCCUGAACGCGAGGAUAAAGGAGUGGCGAGUCGCUCUAGAGGGCAAGGGCCUAAGGAUUAGUCGAUCUAAGACUGAGUAUCUACACUGUGAUUUCAGUGGUGUAGCCGAUGACGAUGACACCCAAAUCACCAUUGAGGAUCAAUUGGUCCCAGAGGCAACUAAAUUUAAGUAUUUGGGGUCGUUUGUACAAAGGGAUUGUGACAUAGAUAGUGAUGUAACCCAUCGCAUACAGGCUGGCUGGUGUAGAUGGAGGGCAACAAGUGGAGUAUUGUGCAAUAGGAGAUUCCCAACUAAACUAAAGGGGAAGUUUUACAGGGUAGCAGUUAGGCCAGCUAUGCUAUAUGGAACAGACUGUUGGGCUAUCAAGAAGACACAAGCACGCAAGAUGGAGGUAGCAGAGAUGAGGAUGCUGAGGUGGAUGUGUGGACACACGAGGUUGGAUCGAAUUAGAAAUGAGCGAAGGCAAACGACGACACCAUUUAGAGUGGUGGAAACUCUGACUGUGGAGCGGAGGAGAGGAAGAGACAGACCCAAACUGACAUGGGAAGAGCAGAUUAGGCAUGAUUUACUAGAGUUGCAUCUUUCCGAGGACAUGGUCCAAGACAGGACUUCAUGGAGGCGUAGGAUUAGGGUUAAGGACUUCUAG
Helianthus annuus (common sunflower) is the source of this 1038-nucleotide messenger RNA. RefSeq lists its product as uncharacterized. The record is from RefSeq and is a predicted model, not a curated record. The transcript has 2 exons. Lineage: Eukaryota; Viridiplantae; Streptophyta; Magnoliopsida; Asterales; Asteraceae. Bases 1 to 1038 code for a protein of 345 amino acids.